Molecule: messenger RNA, 1279 nt
Organism: Arachis duranensis
Lineage: Eukaryota; Viridiplantae; Streptophyta; Magnoliopsida; Fabales; Fabaceae
Exons: 5
Coding region: 140-1159 (339 amino acids)
Biological process (GO): beta-D-galactose catabolic process via UDP-galactose, Leloir pathway; glucose metabolic process
Molecular function (GO): aldose 1-epimerase activity; carbohydrate binding
Source: RefSeq, a predicted model, not a curated record
UAACCUGACACCUCAUAAUCUCAAUUCAUGAGUACAACAUCAAAAACAAAAAGCGUAUAUUCAUUUAGUUACGUCACAUCCACCUAGCAACUCAGUGACUCAGUGAGUGAGACCGGCGAUUCAAUCACCUUCCCUUACAAUGGCCGAUCAGAACCAGAAACCUGAGAUCUUCGAGCUCAACAAUGGCACCAUGGACGUCAAAGUUACCAACCUCGGAUGCACCAUCAUCUCCCUCUCCGUUCCCGGCAAAGAUGGGGCGUUGUCUGACGUUGUUCUUGGCCUCGAUUCCGUUGAAUCAUAUCAGAAAGGUCUUGCUCCUUAUUUCGGCUGCAUUGUGGGUCGCGUAGCAAACCGAAUUAAGGAGGGAAAGUUUACACUUGAUGGGGUUGAGUACUCUUUGCCUCUCAACAAACCCCCAAACAGUCUUCAUGGAGGAAAUAUAGGGUUCGAUAAGAAGGUAUGGGAGGUUGUUGAAUAUAAAAAGGGUGAAACCCCAUCAAUUACUUUUAAAUAUCACAGUCAUGAUGGAGAGGAAGGUUAUCCUGGGGAUAUUACCGUUACUGCAACUUACACGCUCAUUUCGGGAACAACUAUGAGGCUUGACAUGGAAGGAGUACCAAAGGACAAGCCCACCAUAAUUAACUUAGCUCAGCAUACCUAUUGGAACUUGGCUGGCCACAACUCAGGAGACGUCCUUAACCAUUCCAUUCAGAUAUGGGGGAAUCAUGUAACCCCAGUCGAUCAGAACACUGUGCCAACCGGCGAAAUAAUGCCGGUGAAGGGCACCCCGUUUGAUUUUACCACUGAGAGUAGAAUAGGCAACACCAUUGGUCAGGUUGGAAUGGGAUACGACCACAACUAUGUGCUUGAUUGUGGUGACGAGAAAGCAGGUUUAAAACAUGCUGCUAAAGUGAGAGAUCCCUCAAGUUCAAGAGUGCUAAACUUGUGGACAAAUGCCCCUGGCAUGCAGUUUUACACGGCAAACUAUGUCAAUGGCGUUAACGGAAAAGGAGGCGCCGUAUAUGGAAAGCAUGCAGGGCUGUGUUUGGAGACUCAGGGAUUCCCUAAUGCCAUAAACCAGCCAAAUUUCCCAUCUGUUGUGGUUAGACCUGGUGAGAAGUACCAACAUUCAAUGUUGUUUGAGUUUUCAAUCGAGUAAAGUGAUGAUGUGACAUUGGAAUGAGGAAGACGUUUUUUUCUUUUUUCUGUUUCCAUACUUUGGUUUGGAACUCAAACAACGGUGUUUCCCACAAUAAGUAAAAUGUGUGUUUGUCUUUUA